Paracoccidioides brasiliensis Pb18 is the source of this 1083-nucleotide messenger RNA. RefSeq lists its product as uncharacterized. The record is from RefSeq and is a predicted model, not a curated record. The transcript has 4 exons. The coding region runs from base 1 to 1083 and encodes 360 amino acids.
AUGGUUGCCCAACCUCAGUUCUUUGCUAUUGUUAGGUUAUUCCUCCUAAUUCUCUAUACAUUUGGAGCAAAUGGGUCAAUGGACCGAUUCCGAAUACCUCGGUUUGCUUCAAUCGCUUGUCUGCUUUUGAACUGUUUCGUUGCUGGUGCUACUAUCACGAGUACCGCCACCACUACGAUCACGACUUUCCCGUCAGAUUUUAUAGGGUACUAUACCUCCAAGGUAUCAGGAACUAUUUCAGAUGUGCCUUUAAAAUGCAAUCGGGGUGAAUCCUUUACAACGUCCGGUAGAUAUGCCAGAUGUUGCCCCACGCGUGAUUCGGCAGGAUGUGCAAUGCCGACGGAGUGCAAAAACGGAUUAAUGGCCUUUGAUAACAAUAUGAAAACUACCUGCUCGAACUGCGCGACAGUGGCUAUCUAUGAAUACUUCGAUGUGCCUACGUCCAUGAAGCAAAUCCUCUGCCAGGUUACGUCGCAGUCUUGGACGCUAUAUCGCUAUAUCCAAGUUCGAACAGUCAUGCCUACAGGUAUACCCUCAGAGCCACAUGCCACAAUAUCUACCACCUCCCAGGGGUUAUUAUACACGAAUCUAUUCUCGAAUCUAUCUACAACCUCCAUCACUUCCCAAGCCAUGCCAACUGCUCCACUUGCGCCCAUAAUUUCGCAAACCACAAGUCGGAUCACUGGAGAACGUAGCCGAAAACCACAUGAGAAACAGAACACAGAAGCAGCAAAGAUAUCCGGUAUCAUUGUAGGAACUAUUCUCUUCAUCUCGAUUAUCAUUCUGGGACUCUUGCUUGGCCGUAGCAAGUGGAAUAAACCUCCAUCGCUACCCUCGUCCGGCAAGGUUCAUGAAGAUGAGGGAUCGAAUGGACCUGCACUAGUGCCCACCCGAAGGCAGACCUCAAGGCAGGGUCCUCAACGAACUUGUAUGUCACGGGAGGGCUUUAAAUCGGUUGAGGAGCUGAGUCACUCCGGUGGAUUUUCUCCAGCACAGGAACUUCCUACUGUUGUGGAAGAGCGGUAUCAACAACUAAGUGCUGCCUCAAGUCCCAUCAGCCCUUGUGUGAGUUCCACGCGGUAG